UUUCUAUGUGCUCGAAAAAAACGUGAUCGGUGACGGAAAUGUCUAAUUGGAACUUCUCUUGAGUGUAAUAAGUGCAGAAGACCAAAUUGCAGCAACAAAUCGAAGGAAAUAUCAAUAAUCUGACGCUACCAAUGGUGUAUUCAAUGACAGCGUGCAGGUAAUCCGAUGUCAUGAUGAUCAGCGCGAUUGCUUUCCGAGAUGAACUGGGGAGUCGGUAUGAUUAAGCGACCAUACCAUGUCUCGGGACUCGUGCAGGCAUGCUGGUAAAAGAUCCAGGUAGUUUUCUAUAAAACAAAGGCAGACUUACAAACACACAUAACAAGGUGAUUGUUAUCAUAAUACUUAAUCAUGAAUACAGAACAGUUAGAUGUGAUUGAAAAUUCCGUGACUGUGGAAAUCAAAGACAAGACAGAAGACAUCAACCAGUUUGACUCUGUGUCGAAUGUGCGUUCUCAACCGGAUAGGUCUAGAGACAUGCUAGCAAAACAGGCUCUAAAGGAUUCAACCAACACACAACACAUGGACAGUAACAAGCGAGUCGAGGGAGGAGGCACCACAUACAGCCAGGAAAUGGUACCACAUAUGGCUCCCCCUCAAAAAAUGAAAAAAGUGAAGAGGGGUAUAUUUAUUUCCUAUUCCCCUGAUGCUGGGUUUGUAGAGAGAAAGUUUGUGGUAGACACAGUGCGGCAGCUGAAGGAAAACAAUCUUGCAGAGGAUAUUUGGUUUGAUAAGGAUGAAAAAAAUACUGACAGCCCUGUGUGGUUCUCUCUCCGCAUGGAGGCAGUGGAAAAAUGUCGGGCUUCCAUUCUCUUCUUCUCCCCAAGUUACUUUUCAUGUCCUGUGUCGAUGUACGAAAGUAAAACACUUCUACAAAGACGAAGACAAGAUCCACACUCAGUAGCCAUAUUUCCAAUCAUCUUUUCACCUUUAGACAACACAGAUAUUCCUAAAGACUAUUUCUUAUUAAUUAAACAUGCUGUAGAUUUAAGUAAGGACCAUUUCAAAAAGAGUCUAGCUGAGAAAACGUCAGUUGUGAUAGGAGGCAUUAUGGAAGAACUAGAAAAAUAUGCCUCCAUGAACAUACCUCCCACACCUGUGACUCCCCCUGACACGGAAUUCACAGAGGAGUACAAAAAGAAGAAGAUUUGCCAAUGGGGUGCUAGUGACCUACAGGAAUGGCUCUUCAAUUUGGGAAUAAAGGAGUUUUAUCGCCAGAGUUUGGCUGAAAAUAUGGUGGAUGGAUUUCUUCUAAUGUCGCUGACGGACCACGACAUGAUACAACAUCUAGGAAUUGACAGUCGCGUUGUCCGCAAAAAAAUCAUGCAGCAGAUUCUUAUCACCCUGGACUCGGAACACAAACAAAAGGUCAACUGGCACCUACGAGCUCGCGCUUUACGAGCCAAACCUGAUGUCAUCUACCUGGUGUAUGAUCCGGCUGAUGUCAGACUUGCACAAAAUAUCAAAGCUGACCUCAAAAAGAAAAAUCUGCAGGUGGUUCACCAUGACAGCAUGAAGCUAGGAAAGUCCAAGGAAGAAUUCCUAAACAUCAAUGGUCCAGUCAUGGCGACUUCGUCCCAAGUUGUUGUGCUCCUGACAGAGGCGUCCACCACCUCUCCGUUUGUCUUCCACGAGGUCUUGUUUGCAGACUGGCUCGGCAAGAAGCUUGUCACUGCCAUGUUUAAAAAUGUCUGGACAAACUUCAGGGCCUCACUCAAAGCGGUACUGGGUGAGUGCCCGUCUGUGGACUUUGAGACAAAGAUGUACAAUGAGAGUCUAGAUGUAUUGGAGCACCACAUCAAACCCCUGAGGCGAGUUCCCGGUGUCGUCCUGGAGCAGGCCUAUCUCAACAAAAUGGCAGAGGGCCUCAAGCCUCUGGAGGUUCUUGGCACUGUGUCGCCAGGUGGGGGCCAGUCUCAGUACCAUACGGAUGGCGAACCUCAGGUAUUUAUCAGCUACCAGUGGGACAUGCAGGUGAAGGUCCUGGACAUCAAACAGAUGCUAGAGAACAAUGGGCUUCAGUGCUGGGCAGACAUAACCAUGGCGAGCACCACGCAGCCGCGCGGCCACAGCAGCAAGAGUAGUCGUAGUAGCGUCACGCUGCUGGAGGUCGGGGGCGAGACGCUGCAGAGCCAGAUCCAGCGAAACAUGAAGGCAUCGGCUGUCGUUGUGUGCUGUAUCACCCCUAAAUACCUCCAGAGUGACAACUGCAAGAAAGACCUUACACUAGCCGAGACAUUCAAUAAACCCAUCAUUCCCGUCCUCCUCAGGUUCUCUCCCCUUGAGAGUGCCCCGGACCAGGUGCGAAAGAUUAUCACCAAGUUUAGUUGUGUGGACCUGAGUAACGAUCGCCUUUACAAACAGCACAUGGCAGUCGUCCUGGAGAGAGUAAAAAAGUAUGUAGUUCCGCGUGGGUACAGCUGAUUGCUGGUGAUAUUGACAUCAGACUUUCUUGUGAUAUGUAUUUUCUCAACUUUUUUGUUUAAUAUAACACACUUUCUUAAAGUGUUGAACCCCAACAUUGGACUUUGAACAUGAUAAAGUAUGGAAAUACCUUGUAAUGCACAAGGAAUAUGACCUUGUACAUGUGUGAUUUUUACACAAUAUAUUUUCAGAUCACUGUCCCGUGAGUAAACACAGGUAAAGAGGUUAACGUAACUAAGAUAUUUACACAACUAAUGAGAUCUAAUUUAAUUUCUUUUCACAAAAUUGUCACAUGAUUACAAAUAAAUGUAUAUGUUAACAAUCUUUUGAAAAUAUGUCAGAUAAUUCCCCUUACAAGGGUAGAUCAGGUGAACCAGUUAAGGUUGAAAUACUAAAAGCAAUUAAAACAAUAAAUAACAAUAAACUUGACCUAUGACCUCAACGGUCGUGGAAAUUUGAGUUCGGUUUGAAAAAUAAUACUUUCCUCACUGUUUGAAAACUUUUAACAUAUAAUUUCAGAAGGCAUAUUAACCCUUUCACCACUAUAGACCAUAAUGGACUCAUCCAGAUGAAUGUAUGGUAGAGUCUACUCAAGCUACCUAGGGGUGAAAGGGUUAAAGAACAGUGCCAUAUUAGUAAAACUAGCUCACAGAAAUAUGAUUAUAAUGUUCCGUUGGUUAUAUGAAGCAAAUGCUUUGAUGAAUGUAUGUUAAUGGUUUAUGAUGCCACACUGUCACAAAACCCUACAAUGCAAUGAUGUGUGAUUGAUCUGUACAUACAUGCACAGCACUGUUUGACACUGUUAAUCAGAACUUAUCUCUUACUUUAAUGCUGUAACAUGGUUGUAUUAUGUGAAAAUGGAAUGUACUUCAAGGUCAUGGCUGUGAUUGUCGUUUUCAUAUUUCCUAGUGUUUGUAAUUUCGAUGUGUGAAUGCAUUGGUAUGGAUGCGCCGUGUGUUCACAUUGUAUGGUUGGUUGCACGGUAAAUUUGAAUGUGUUGUGCUAGUCUGUAAUGUAGGGAUGGUAUAUAGCAAUACUCUAGUUUUUUGGAUGUGUUACGGGUGUGAUGCGACCUUGGUGAGGAGGUGACGUUGCUAAUUAGAUUUAUUUUUUUGCACAGGGAUUGUUUUAGUGUGUACAUUUAACGUUGUUAGAUCAUUUAAAAUUAAUCUAUUUUACAAAAAAUAAGUUCUGUACUAAAAUUGUAUCGAUUUACAUUCUUGGCUGUGGCAAUUAUGAUAUUUUUGUUGUCAAUGGAAUGGGUUUAUUUUAAUUUUUUUGUUAUACAUAUUUUUUACCAUAUGAAGUACAGUAUACCGUACACAAGUAUAUAAAAUACCAUUAUCCUGCUCAAUUUCAGUGUUUCCCCAGCAUACUGAAUUCUGCAAUAUUUAGCACCAAAACAAUUGAAAAUUAAUUGUUUUGAAUGAAAUAGAAGCAAUUAAAAGCAUAUACCAAAGUCAUAUAUCUGGUAUAAAUUAUCUUAGAAAAUCCUGUGAGAUAAACACAACAAUACUUGGUCAAUUACAAUGUGCUACAAUCAUACUUAUAAUUACGAUUAAACAAUACUAAGUGAAAAGUGUUGUGCACAACGUUAUUUACAGAAAUAAUAAACCACUACAUAAACUUGUUUGAGGAAAUUUUCUGUUGAUUUUAUAGUUUUGUUUGGCAUUUAUGACUGUAUCAAAUCAAUAAGGGACUCCCAGACAGACUUUCCUGAGCAAUAAAAAAUAAGCUAUUUUUUCAACAUUUUUUUGUAAAAAAAUAAUCACAGGUAAAAAUAUUUUUUUUUUUUUUGUAAUCACUUUCAAAAUAAUUUAUUUUCUUAGUUGCUAGCUAUAAAUAAUAUGUUAACAGUAUGUGUUUUCCAAUAAAAGUGAGAAAAGAGCUAAAUAUGUAUGUACACUUGGUACAAUGGAAAGAUGUCAGUCCAGACUAUUUUAUGUAUAAUAGAAUCUCAUAUGUCAGACCUCUUUUGUUUGUGUGUAAUUUGGAAUCUCAAAAAACAGACCACCUUGAAUUGUGCGUAAAGUGAAACCUUGUUAGUCUGGACCCUUUAGUUUGUAUGUAAAGUAGUAACUUGGAUGUGAGGCAGCUGAUGGUUUGUGUGUUAAAUGAAACCUUAUGAGUCUGAUAUGUUUGGUUGGUAUGUGAAGUGGAGCCUUUGGAUUGUGUAUGAAGACGAACCUCAGAAGUCUGACUAGUUUGGUUUGUGUUAUGUGGAACCUCAGAAGUCUGACCUCAUUUGUUUGUGUGUAAAAUUUCUUCUAACCCUGACUAUUUAAGAUUGUGAAAAAUCUUGGAAUAUCAAAAUUUAUCACUUUAACAAAUUAUUCGAGGGAAAAUGUGUUUUCACUCUAUUUUCAGUUGCCCCUUGCACGCUUUUCUGCGAUUGUUGUUAGUGUAUACUAAAUCUAUGGACGUUCAGGCUCUUUUACAUGUAUUUAAGUUUAUUUUUGUAUAAGAAAAAUAUCCACAUUUAGUUUUAUAAUACAAAAUGAAUUAUUAAUGAAUUAAUGAUAUAAUUAGUUCAUUGUUUGCUGUACAUGUAUUUGACAAUUGUUAUACAACUGGUGAUCUUUAAGUUUUCUAAAAAAAAAUCGUUUAUAAAUCCUGUGUUGCAUUUACCAAUGCGAUUCUAUUUUUUGUGGCAGCAGUUUGCAAGAUCUUCCUUAAAAUAGAAAUAUUCUAAUGACUGAAUAAAAUUGCAUCAUGAAUUUAUACUUGUAGUACCAAUUCAGUCUUUAGACCAAUACCAUAUCAGAAAGAAAUUAAUGCAAAACAUAUCAGGGCUAGCAGAGCAGUAGAUAAGCCCCCCUCCCCAUUUGGCAGAGAUAUUUAAUAUUGAUGAAACUGUUUUAGUAAAUAAUAUCAAAGUUUUAAUUGAUAUACAAAGUAUGUGUAAAACACAUUGUUUGUGUAUAAAGUAAAACUUUGAUAUUAAGUACAUCUAAACUUAUGAAUCUUAUUGAAGGUAAUAUAGUAAAUAUAUAUUUCUUUUGUAUAAAACUCUGUAUUAUUGUAAAUGGGAAAGCAAAUCUAAGUCGAAAGAAAAGCUGAACAGAUAGGAACUCUCCUUCGUUGGAGAUACAAAACAGAGCAAUGUGACUUUCUACCUUAAGCAACAUAGCGAUACAAUUUCUUAUUUUGGCUUGCUUGAGUGCAUUGUUAAAUAUUGAACCAGUAGAUAUGUAUUUGUGAUAUUUUAUCAAAAAGAAGGAGGCUAUAGUCAUAAAAAAAAAUUGUGUUUAUACUCAAGUUGUGUGAUCAUAUCAUCUUCUUGUAAUUUACAGAGAUCUUGUAACAAAUUCAAAAAGUAAAUCACAAACUUAGGAAAUAUUGACGUUACAGCUCUCAGUGAAGCACAACAAAAACGGAAUAACUUUAUGUACUUUGUUUUAAUUAUUGUAGCAUUUGAGAUUGAUCACAGAAUCUGAGUUGUGUUGAGCAUGAUAAUGAUUUUAUGGCUACAGGCCCAGAGCCAAGAAUAUGUUUUAUUAAUCAAUAAUGUGUUGUCAAUUUCAUGAUGUCUUCCACUGUUUUUGUGAUAAUAUUUUUGUGAUAGUUAUAUGUUUUUGUUAUAUCAUUAAUGAGAAUUUUCAACAUGUUAUUUACAGGUUAUAUGUCUCAUAAUGGCCACCAACUUGGAUAAUUGUUUCAAACUCCUAUGGAUUUUAGGAUUGAAUUUUGGAUGAUACAAAUAGUAUGCUUUGACUGGAAACCUGAUAAUUGUUGUAAACUUAUAAAGACUGUAUCUUGGACAGAGUUAACCAAAAGUCAGCAAGGCUCACCAAAUGUUUACUGUUGAAUGGCGUAGGCCUAUUUAAGAGCUUCGAGAAAAACCUAACACGAGAAAACCUAACACGUCUCUUUUUGUGUGUGUGUAAACCACCUGUAAUUUCCAAAUUUGUUUGGAUUAUAUACAAUCGCAUUGAGCUUUACAUAGUGUGUCACUUUAAAAUAAAUGAAUGAAGGGAGAUAAUGCUGUUUUGGCAUUCAACACUUGUGGUUUAAAUACAGAAGAUUAAUAAGAAUUUAUAUGUAUAUUUUGUACAUGUGUGUAUGAAAUUCUUCAAUAAAUAGGGGAUUCCCAUUUUAUUGUGUGCAAGUGUAUUAAACCUUAAUUUCAAUAGGGAAUUGCCUUUGUACUGUGUACACGUAUAGGAAACCUUCCAAUAGAAAGAGGGUUCCCUUUUAGGGGAAUGCUCUUGUAUUGUGUACAAUAAUCAAAUAGGAGAUUCCCCUUGUAUUGUUUACACAUAUGUGAAACUUUCCAAUAAAUGGGGGAUUCCCCUUGUAUUGUUUAUGCAUAUGUGAAACUUUCCAAUAAAUGGGGGAUUCCCCUUGUAUGUUGUACUAAUAUGUGAAAUUUUCCAAUAAAUUGAGGGGAUUCCCCUUGUAUUUCGUACACAUAUGUGAAACUUUCCAAUAAAUUGGGGAUUUCCCUUGUAUUUCGUACACAUAUGUGAAAUUUUCCAAUAAAUGGGGGGGAUUCCCCUUGUAUUUCGUACACAUAUGUGAAACUUUCCAAUAAAUGGGGGAUUCCCCUUGUAUUUCGUACACAUAUGUAAAACUUUCCAAUAAAAGGGGAAUCCCCUUGUAUUUCGUACACAUAUGUGAAACUUUCCAAUAAAUGGGGGCUCCCCUUGUAUUUUGUACACAUAUGUGAAACUUUCCAAUAGAUAUGGGAUUGCCCUUGUAUUGUGUACACAUAAGUGAAACUUUCCAAGAAAUACCGGAUUCCCCUUGUAUUGUGUAUAUUAAAUAUAGGGGAUUCAUGUAAAAGCUAUAUUUAUAUAUAUAUAGUUUAUAGUGAUACUUCUGCUAUUGUCUAUACCAGUAUGAAAUAUACAAGGUAUAUAGGGAAUUCCCAAUGUAUUGUCUACGUGCCAUUUUGAAUAAAUAUGGAAUUCGACUCAUAUUGUCUGCACCUGUAAGGAAUAUAGAAGAUAAAUAUUGUGUGAAACGUGAGAUAGAUAGGGAAUUCCCCUCCAAUUGUAUGUCUUAACGUCUGUGAAUUAUCCAAGAUAAAUAGGGAGAUUCCCAUACGUCUUUUUACAUGUGUGCGAAACGUGAAAUAGACAGGGAAUUCCACAUGUAUUGUCUAUACGUCUGUGAAUUAUCCAAGAUAAAUAGGGGGAUUCCCAUACUUUGUUUACGUGUGUGUGAAACGUGAAAUAAUUUCGACAGGGAAUUCUCCAUCCAAUUUAUAGAGAAUUAUUGUGUAUGUUGAACAAAAAUAAAACCAAAUAUGAAAUAGACAAUUAUGUGUGAUCAUAGACCAGAGUGUUUACUCACCCUCUCCGUAUUUUUUGAUUGUAAGAUAUAGGUCUAUAGAUCUAUUUCAUUUAGAGUCAAAAUUAUUAUUAUAUUACGGUAUUCCUGACAAUAAAAAAAACUACCAAUCUAUAAA
This is a messenger RNA of Mizuhopecten yessoensis (Yesso scallop), 7834 nucleotides long. RefSeq lists its product as uncharacterized. The record is from RefSeq and is a predicted model, not a curated record. NCBI's taxonomy places the organism in Eukaryota, Metazoa, Mollusca, Bivalvia, Pectinida, Pectinidae. Gene Ontology annotation, molecular function: protein binding. Gene Ontology annotation, biological process: signal transduction. Bases 349 to 2421 code for a protein of 690 amino acids. The transcript has 4 exons.